CGAAGGUAAUUGUCGCUUGUGUUUACCGAUUUAAGAUUUACACCCUUAACGCAAACUAAACCGCCUUUUCGAACGAAGAAGCGGAAAACUGGAUGACACAGCGAGAUUAAGCAAGUUCAGGCUGCAUACCAGCUUGACAGCAGUCAAAACUUGUCAAGCUUGAAAGUUGCAUUUUUAAUAACCGAAAAACACCGACGAAAUUUGUAAAGUACGCCCACACGUUUGAAACUCGUUUUGUGGCUUUUGCUUUCUUGUUAUCGUUCUCUUCUGUGAAGUCUGGCUGAAGCAGGGGCUGCGAUUCUUUUCACGAGUUCAACCAAUAAGAAAACUCAGCUCAUCAUGAUGGUAAGCAACUCUUCAAUAAAUGACAGCUUCACAAAUGAGGCGCAAGAAACCCAGCUUAAGUGGCUAAAUGCUGUACAGUACACAAUGUUCACAACGAUCUUUGUGGUCAGCGUUAUCGGGAACACUUUGGUCUGUCUCGUCAUUGCACGAACUCCGCGCAUGCGCACCACACGUAACUUUCUACUGGUAAACCUUGCCGUAGCUGAUCUGACAGUCGCAAUGCUUUGUAUUCCCUUUGAAGUAGUUUUGAAGUUGACGUACCCUCGCUGGCCCCUGGGACCGGUAAUGUGCAAGAUACUAUGGCCUACCAUGACGUCAGUGACCACGUGCUCCUCGGCCACCCUUGUUGCUAUCAGUUACGACAGGUUCCGAGCUGUUGUUCAUCCUUGGAAGCCCCGUUUCACUUCAGUACAAACAACCAUUAUUAUUGCUACCACGUGGUCAGUUUCCUACGUACUUGUGAUACCCUAUCUACUGGUUCUGUCAAUCAAGGAUAACUACUGCAGAGAAGUGUGGCCAAGUGCUGUAGCAAGGCGUACUUACACUUUGGGGCUGUUCGUCAUUCAGUUUGUCGUUCCCAUCUUCAUCAUCGCUUUUGCUUACACCAAGGUAGUAUUAAAGCUGCGGGAUCAAGCUGCACGUUUCGCGGUAGAGAAAAAAGACCAAGACACUGCUACUCCAGAAAUUACUCGCGCAGGUAAAUCUAGCAGCUUCUUGUCUGUCGAAGUCAGCGAUGUGAACUCAAUAUCUGGAUCACCUCUGCCCACCAAGAAAUUUACAACCAGGCUUAACAAACUUGUUUUGUCUCCCAAAUGUCCCAGAACUGGUCAAAGUAGCGCUAUUCAGCGGCUUGAGCGGAACACAAAGAUAGUCAAGAUGCUGCUUACAGUGGUUUUCCUGUAUGUGGUCUGCAUGCUCCCCAACCAAGUAGUGUGGCUGUGGUACGAGUUUGGUUCGGGGCAGAACUCUCCAUAUCUUAGGGUACUACUAACGCUAGGAAGCUCCAUGGUGUAUUUGAAUAGCUCAGUAAAUCCGAUUCUCUAUGCUGGAAUGAAUGAUGAAUUUCGACGAGGGUUCAUUAACCUCUUGAGAUGCCGAUGUAGGCGUCCUAUAAACAAAUGACUUUAACCGAAAUGAACUCUUUAAUAGACGGUUGGACGAACUUGAGCCGCAGUUUAGCGAGCGAAAGUUACUUGGAAAGGGUUACAUGCUAAGUUUUCUUGGCAAGAUAAGUUCCUUGUUCAAAAACUGACUUGUUAGGUGACUUGAAAAUGUAAUGAGCUUGGAUGAAUUCAUAAGAUACUAGCUUUGAUAACUGUAAUGGCUUUUAAGUAUUUGUCAACGUUACCCCAUAAAGUUGUUCGUGUAAAGAUUGGUUAACACGUUUUUUGUGCAGCAGUAUCAAGUUUUCAUUAUGAAUGCGGCCCUAUGGUCAUUCAACAUCGAGGACAAAAAUUACUGACCAAACAGUAAUAACUGUUUCUUUAAUACAAUGAACUUUUAUCUUGAUUUUCCUUGAUUGUUUUCGGACACCUAGAUAUUUAGCGACAUGACAACGACAUCACGGAGAACACAGGUAUUUUUGUUGACCAGCUUCGUUGUCCUUCUGCUCCUUUGUGACCUUUUUGUUCUGUACUGCUGACAUGUAAAACAAUCUAACUGGAUAUCGUCAAAGCCGAAAGUGUAUAGUGCUAUGAUUCUGCUUUUGAACGAAUAGCAAAUGUUUCAUAUGUAAUGAUCAUCUGUCCAGUUUCUCAGUAUAAUUGUGCGUUGCUUUCUUUAGAUCGAAUAGUCUUAGAAUUAACAACCUACACGGUUGGCGUUACUUAGUUGAAUUGUCUGCUUAUGGGAGCAAUAACAAUAUAUUCGUUAACCAAUAACAUAGCCUAUAGCUUUUAAAAAUAGUAAGGAAAGAACCAUGUUAUCCAGAAUCAAAAAUAAACUCAUUUUAUGGAAAAGGUUAUUGUUCAUCUCUGCUUUACAGAUUAAUUACGUUACUUUAAUCGUUUGUGUCACGAUAUAAGAGACAGGCUAAUCAUUCGUGUGUUGAUCGAUAAACCUGUAAACAUCCAAGCUUCGGGAAUUUCGAUUCCACUAUCCCUAUUGAUGUUGUUGGGAUGAAGUCUUACAUGAAUAGCUUCUUUGACCCUACGUGUGUACCAGUGGGGCCACGAUCAAUAAACUUAACCUUGCUUUAAAUAGGAAUAUGCCCCAUUUCGUUAGCGCCCUCCGAUUAACU
Molecule: messenger RNA, 2584 nt
Organism: Pocillopora verrucosa
Lineage: Eukaryota; Metazoa; Cnidaria; Anthozoa; Scleractinia; Pocilloporidae
Source: RefSeq, a predicted model, not a curated record